Molecule: messenger RNA, 3624 nt
Organism: Castor canadensis (American beaver)
Lineage: Eukaryota; Metazoa; Chordata; Mammalia; Rodentia; Castoridae
Source: RefSeq, a predicted model, not a curated record
AUGGGAGGGACACAGGACAAGUCUGUGGAUGCUUUUGGGGGUGGGGACAAUGGAGACUCCAACCUCACCUGCAACACUUCUCUAAAACAGGCAAAGCAGAUUGACAAACUGUUCAGACUUCCCAAGAGGGUGGGGCCUCAGACCACCGCCUCCCAGACACACUGCUUGUAACACCUCACCUUCUUUGGAAGCACAUUCCUGGUGAUGCCCAAUGCUGUUGACGUCCGUCAGACUGCUGAAUUCUUUGCCACCUUCGAGGACAACCCUGUGGUUGUGACCACUGUGGGCUGCCUCUGUGUGGUCUAUGUGUUGGUGGUGAUCUUGGCAAGAAGGAAGGAUGCAAAGAAUCAGGCCAAGGUGAAAGUCACAGUGCUGGAGGACAAUGAUCCCUUUGCCCAGUACCACUACCUGGUUACAGUCUACACUGGACACCGACGAGGAGCAGUCACAUCCUCAAAGGUAACUGUCACCCUGUAUGGCUUGGAUGGAGAGAGUGAGCCCCACCACCUGUCAGACCCCGACUCCCCAGUUUUUGAGCGAGGAGGAGUGGAUGUCUUCUUGCUUUCUACCCUGUUUCCCCUGGGAGAGCUGCAGAGCCUCAGGCUAUGGCAUGACAACUCAGGGGACCGGCCAUCCUGGUGCGUAAGCCAGGUGCUGGUCUAUGACCCGGCAAUGAACCAGAAGUGGUAUUUCCUCUGUAACUCAUGGCUGUCCAUUGACGUUGGAGACUGUGUCCUCGACAAGGUGUUUCCAGUGGCCACGGAGCAAGACAGGAAGCAGUUCAGCCACCUGUUUUUCAUGAAAACCUCCUCGGGCUUCCAGGAAGGGCACCUUUGGUACUCUGUCUUCAGCAGCUUGGCUCGGAGCAGCUUCACGCGUGUGCAGAGGGUGUCCUGCUGCUUCUCCUUGCUCCUCUGCACCAUGCUCACCAGUAUCAUGUUCUGGGGUGUCCCCAAAGACCCAGCUGAGCAAAAGAUGGACUUGGGCAAAAUUGAGUUCACGUGGCAAGAAGUGAUGAUUGGACUGGAGAGCUCUGUCCUCAUGUUCCCCAUCAACCUCGUGAUCGUCAGCUUUCGAAAUGCCCGUCCUCGGGUCACAGAGGAUCAGAACCCUGGGAAAAAAGACCACGGGCUCCUCAGCCUGACUCCCUCACCACAGCCAGUGGAGGAUAGCCUUCUGACCCCUGAAGCAGUGACCAAAGACAUGUGGAGAUUGGUCAGCUCACUAUUUAAAGCUCUGAAGACCCCACUGCCAGCCUUGGGCUGGGACUCUGCGAGUUUGAUGGACAUCAACAACCUCCUGGCCUUGGUGGAAGACAUCGUUUGUCUGCAGAACAUGGCCCGGCAGGGGUUUUGGGAGGAAAGCAAAAAGACAGAGGACUCUUUUGCGCUCACUCUUGGGACUAUGCAUGUGAAAAAGAAAACACAGCACCUCAAGCCCAAGCUGGCCCAGAGUGGCUCUUGGAAGGACAGCACCUACAGGCAGUGUCUCUACCUUCAGCUGGAAUGCAUGGAACAAGAGCUGCAGCUGGUGGGGCCCAGGGGGUUCCCGAAGCACCACAGCCAUGCCCAGGCCCUCAGGCAGCUGCAGACCCUGAAGAGCUGCCUUAGGGGACAGCCUGGCCUCCUGCCCCCAGCGUGUGCCAGCACUCCUCGGGCCAGCAGGCCCCCUGGUAGCCUGCCCUGGUGGUGUGUCUUGGUGGGCUGGUUCCUGGUGGUGACCACCAGCGGUAUGGCAGCCUUCUUCACCAUGCUCUAUGGCUUGCACUAUGGGAGGGCCAGUUCCCUCAGGUGGCUCAUCUCCAUGGCUGUCUCCCUUGUGGAGAGUGUGUUCAUCACCCAGCCCCUAAAGGUGCUGGGCUUUGCUGCUUUCUUUGCAUCGGUCUUGAAGAGAGAGGAUGAGGACGACACUGCGCCCUUCCUGCCAAGAUAUCUGCGUGGCCCAGGCCCCUAUGCCCGGUUCCAAACACGGAGACGUAGCAGCAAGGAGGACUACCAGCCACUUCUUGCCACCACUGUAGAGAAGAUGAAAAACAUCCGCCUCAAGGAACAGAAGGCAUUUGCCCUCAUCAGAGAAAUCCUUGCAUACCUGGGUUUCCUGUGGAUGCUGUUGCUGGUGGCCUAUGGGCAGAGGGACCCCAGUGCCUACCACUUCCACAGGCACCUUGAGCAAAGUUUCACCCAAGCCUUCUCAGCUGUGUUGGGCUUCCAAGAGUUCUUUGAGUGGGCCAAUACCACCCUCGUGAACAACCUGUAUGGUCAUCACCCAGGCUUUGUCACUGAUGGGAACGCCAAGCUGGUUGGCAGUGCCCACAUUCGCCAAGUGAGGGUCCGGGAAAGCUCUUGCCCUCUUGCCUUGGCUUCUUUUGAUGGAUGCCAUGCACCAUAUUCUCUGGAUGUGGAAGACUUGGCAGAUUAUGGGGAGGGUUGGAAUGCCUCCACCCUCAAUAACAGCAGUGGCUUUCCCCAGGCUUGGCAGUACCAAAGCCAGAGCCAACGUCAAGGUUAUCCCAUGUGGGGCAAACUCACUGUGUAUGGGGGAGGAGGCUAUGUCGUCCCCUUGGGGACUGAUCGCCAAAGUGCAUCAAGAAUUCUCCAGUAUCUCUUUGACAACACCUGGCUGGACACUCUGACAAGGGCUGUGUUUGUGGAGUUCACUGUCUACAAUGCCAAUGUCAACCUAUUUUGCAUUGUCACACUCACACUGGAGACCAGCGCUCUGGGAACCUUCUUCACACACGUGGCCCUGCAGAACCUGCGCCUGUACCUCUUCACAGACGGCUGGCACCCCUUCGUGGUGGCAGCAGAGCUCAUUUACUUCGUCUUCCUCUUCUAUUACAUGGUGGUGCAGGGCAAGUUCAUGAGGAGGCAGAAGUGGGGCUAUUUCUGCAGCAAGUGGAAUCUUCUGGAACUGGUCAUCAUCCUGGCUAGCUGGAGUGCCCUGGCAGUGUUUGUGAAGAGGGCCAUCCUGGCAGAGCGUGACCUCCAGCGCUACUGGGAGCACAGAGGGGGUGAGGGGGUCAGUUUCAGUGAGACAGCAGCAGCUGACGCUGCCCUUGGAUACAUCACUGCCUUCCUGGUCCUCCUGUCCACGGUGAAGCUUUGGCAUCUUCUCAGGUUGAAUCCCAAGAUGAGCAUGAUCACAUCAUCCCUGCGCCGUGCCUGGGGCGACAUUUCAGGCUUUAUUACCGUCAUCCUUGUCAUGCUCCUGGCUUAUUCCAUUGCGGUGAGUGUUCAACUUGGUUGGAAACUCCGUUCCUACAAAAGCCUCUCUGAUGCGGCAGAAACGCUGAUCAGCCUUCAGCUGGGGAUCUUCAACUAUGAGGAGGUCUUGGACUACAGUCCAGUGCUUGGCUCCUUUCUCAUUGGGUCCUGUAUUGUGUUUAUGACAUUUGUGGUGCUAAAUCUGUUUAUUUCUGUCAUCCUUGUGGCCUUCAGUGAGGAACAAAAAUAUGAUUAGCUGUCGGAGGAAGAAGGAGAGAUUGUGGAUUUGCUCCUGAUGAAGACACUCAGUUUCCUGGGUGUCAGAUGUAAAAGAGAGAGGCCUCUGAGCAGUGGUGAGCAGCCCCAGUCACCCUCUAAGACUCUGUUCCCUCAGCAGGCACAAGCUUUGCCCAGGCUUUAA